Messenger RNA from Verticillium alfalfae VaMs.102, 423 nucleotides. RefSeq lists its product with no specific name. NCBI's taxonomy places the organism in Eukaryota, Fungi, Ascomycota, Sordariomycetes, Glomerellales, Plectosphaerellaceae. Bases 1 to 423 code for a protein of 140 amino acids. The transcript has a single exon. The record is from RefSeq and is a predicted model, not a curated record.
AUGUCGACCAUUUCAAGCACCGUGGCUACCCUUAUUGGUGGUGUCGCAGAGGCUCCCCCGAAACUCCAUGCGAAAAAGUCGUCGAUCCACUCUACUGGCCCUAUACAGACAAACAGUCCAAACUGCAGAAGCGUUCCCAGCCUGACGACAACGCCACUCCGACCCUCUCUGAAAAGAAGUGUCACGAGUGGUAGCCAGAGAAGAUCCAUCCCGAGCAAGGUCCAUGUCGACACGCGGGCGUUCAGCGGACAGGCCGCUCUCGACACCCCUCGAUCCUUUCAGCAGCUGUACGGCGAGCAGGCCUAUCUCCUGGCCUCCCGCGUAUUGGAGGAACAACGAUCGCGCGAGCUUGAUGAGGUCGCCUUGCCACCCUCUAGGAAAGUCUGGACGGCGAAUGCCCCCUUCAUCAGUCCCGCUAGUUGA